Molecule: messenger RNA, 2031 nt
Organism: Penicillium argentinense
Lineage: Eukaryota; Fungi; Ascomycota; Eurotiomycetes; Eurotiales; Aspergillaceae
Product: Zn(II)2Cys6 transcription factor
Exons: 3
Coding region: 1-2031 (676 amino acids)
Biological process (GO): positive regulation of transcription by RNA polymerase II
Cellular component (GO): nucleus
Molecular function (GO): DNA-binding transcription factor activity, RNA polymerase II-specific; zinc ion binding; transcription cis-regulatory region binding
Source: RefSeq, a predicted model, not a curated record
AUGCCUUGCGCCAAGAAAGUCACCAAGACACCCAAUCGAAAGGCGUCUUCUCAUCAGCCAGCCCAUGCCGCUAGACGCAAGCCCUCAAACGGAGAAGACAUGGAAAAAAACAACAGCACACUCGAUCUCGAAAUGAAGUGCAAUGAGCAGCACCCUGCAUGCAGUGUCUGCGUUCGCCUCAACUUGAAAUGUACAUGGGAUCGCCCAGAGUGGUGGGGCAGUGAAAUGCAAAAGGGUGCGCACAAGGCACGCUUAAAGAAGAAGAUCAAGAGCAACGAGAAAGCCAACAAAGAUUUGAACCCCGAGUCCUUUCACGAGAAAUACCAGGCCGUCUCGCCAUCAUCGCCCGAUUGGGAUCCUAGUCGACCGAUAUACUCCCUGCCUCAAUGCUACGAAGCUCACUCAUCUCACAUUGCAACACCGAGCCUCGGAACCGUUUCUUUCGGACCCCACCAUCCCUAUGAGAUCGACAUUACAACCGAGCGACAGACUUUCAUUAACGAUAUCCCAAUGCGCCAUGACUGCUCGACAUCAACAUUCAGCGCCUUCGGUCCGCCGCAACUCAGCAACCCGAUGCCAAGCUUUACUGGCAAUGAAUGGUUCGAACAGGAUUAUUUCCUGCAAGCCCCCGGCUACCAUCCCAGUUACCAGGACCCCACUCCAGAGACGAUAGACCCCAAUGUCGACCAGUCAUCCACGUCGCUCCAGAGUAAUAUUCCUGUUAGCGAUGCCGACCGCCAUCUCCUCGACCAUUUCAUUUACCAUGUACUUCGCCAAAUUUUCCCUGUGGUCGAGGCUCAUCAACGGGGUCACAUCCGCGCCCAAACCAUUCUUCGUGCCUUGGAGACUAACAAGUGUUACCUCCACUGCUGUUUGAGUAUUGCAGCUGUCCACCUCAAGACAAUUGGAGGCUUUGUGGGGGAAGAGGCUGACCAAGAUAUUAUGCGCCAUCGAUAUGAAGCCAUCUCCCAGUUGUGCCAGGCUCUGAAUCAAAAAGAUACCAACCUCGAGGAAAUCCUGGACGCUACCUUGGCAAUGAUCUUCUUCCACUGCUCUGUUGGUCCUGUGGAUGACAAACUCCCCGACAUUCCAUGGUUCGAUCAUUUCGGUGCUGCAGCAGAUAUGGUCGAACGGCUCCAGCUCCCUCUCAAGCCAAUGGAAUCCAGCAACGGGUAUAUGGUGCCAUCGUUCAGCAUGAGUCUAACCUCUUGGAUUGACAUCCUGGGGUCAACGAUGACGGGCAAAAUCCCUCGCUUUGCACACGCCUACCGAGAAAAGCAUCAAACUGGAAUUCCAUCUGGCCUGCGCGAGUUGAUGGGAUGCGACGAUCGAGUCAUGUAUCUCAUUUCGGAAAUUUCCUGUCUGGAUUCGCUUAAGAGCGAAGGCCGGCUUGAUGACUUUGCUGUCUGCUCUCAUGUCCAGGCGCUUGGCAACCAACUAGAACACACUGAGCCCGCUGAUCCAACUCUCGAGAGCCCCUGGUCUGCGGCAACUCAAUCGUUCCGACCCGAGGCUCUCACAAAGACCAUGUCUCACAUUUUCCGCAAAGCCGCUCGGAUCUAUCUCUGCAGCCUCGUGCCUGGAUUUGACCGCAACCAGCAAAGCACCCUGGACUUGGUCCAAGCCAUCACAGAUGCCCUGCAGUUUAUUCCUCCAGGACCAUAUGGCUUCGACCGUUCUCUUGUCUGGCCAAUUUUGAUGGCCGGUGUCUAUUCCACCCCAUCAAGUGAAUUUCGGGCAGUUCUUAAUGAUCGAGCUGCUGCCCUUGGAGACCAUGGUGACCUCGGAAGUUUCGGACGAAUGUACCUCCUUCUUCACGAAGUGUGGCGACUUACCGACGACCCUCUUAACACUCAAGGUCUUUUGGAUGACAGCUACAACUCAUCUCUCACCAGCCCGAUCUCCAAGCUCGACCGAACUGAGUCCCCCACGGGUACUGGUGCUACCUUGGGCGGAAGGGAGAUCAAGCGACGACAAGUCCAGUGGCGGGAUAUUAUGCGCCGCAACAACUGGAACUACCUUCUUAUCUGA